AUGAAAUCAUUCACUUCUGAUCAAACGAACCUUCAUCAUGUAGAAAUAUCUGACACCAACACCUUCACCAACGAAGAAAUAUCAAGCUCCAAAACCAUUGACACCAAAUAUGGAGAAAAACUCAAUCUCCAUUUCACAAAAUUUCCAGUGCUGUUGCCAGUGAUUCAUCUCUCUUCCGUGGAACAAUCGUUACGAAAUGCACGACUUUGUUUUUCCAUUGAAGGAAUUGAUGGUAUCAUUCUCAUUGCACAUUCACACCAUCAUCAAUCAUUGUCUUCACUUCAACUCACGGCACAAUGUUAUGCAGCAAUUCGGAAUGAAUUUCCAAAUCGUUUUAUUGGAGUGAAUGUUUUGAAAUUUCAACAUGCACCUUUGGAAGUGUUUGAUUGGGUCAUGAAAAAUUGUCCCGGUUGUCAAUGCAUUCAAACAGAUCAAGCAUGGGCUUGUGUGAAUAAGAAUUUGGCAAAGAGAAUUCUGGAAGCAAGAAUACGUUCUGGGUUUUCUGGAAUUUAUAUGGGAGGAGUUGCUUUUAAAUAUCAAGAACGAGUUCAUGAAAUGCAAGACGCCACUCCUGAGCUUCCAAUAGAAGCCAUUAAAGCUCUGAAGCAUGCUGGAUCUCUCACAACGAAAUAUGUAGAUGUAGUGAUCACAAGCGGAACAAAAACUGGUGAUCUACCAUGUUUGGAAAAGGCGAAAACUUUGAAUUCUGUUUGUCAACCGUUAGCAGUCUCUGGAGCAGGGGAAUAUCUCGAAGAUUUUGCACCGUUUGCUCAAGUUUUUCUUUCAGCAACAUUUCUUUCCAAAGAAUGUCCAAAACAUGGCAUCAUUGAUUCAUGUGACGAAAGUUUUUGCGAGCUUGAUGAAGAAAAAUUGAGGAAGUGGGUUCAACGAAGAAAUAAUUAUUUACUUGACAAUUAA
Molecule: messenger RNA, 918 nt
Organism: Naegleria lovaniensis
Lineage: Eukaryota; Heterolobosea; Eutetramitea; Acrasida; Naegleriidae
Exons: 1
Coding region: 1-918 (305 amino acids)
Source: RefSeq, a predicted model, not a curated record